Messenger RNA from Polistes dominula (European paper wasp), 2409 nucleotides. RefSeq names its product protein croquemort. Gene Ontology annotation, molecular function: scavenger receptor activity. Gene Ontology annotation, cellular component: membrane; cytoplasm. The record is from RefSeq and is a predicted model, not a curated record. NCBI's taxonomy places the organism in Eukaryota, Metazoa, Arthropoda, Insecta, Hymenoptera, Vespidae.
UCGUCGGUGUCGGGUCGCAUCGAAAAACAGUUUGAAAGGCAUCUUUUGAAGAGAUCUUAUCGUCGACAUUAAGAAGGUUGACACAUCAACAAAAACUAGUUCACGCGAUAUUGAGUGUUAUCGUAAAUUCUUUUCAACGUAUACGAAUUAUCAAAAAUUUGAACAAUCCAAUGGUUUAAUGGAAAUGAUCAUAUUAAAAAGAAUUUUUAAGUUACAUAGAGAGAAAGAGAGAGAUAGAUAGAUAAAAGAGACCGAAAGAUCAGUGAGAGUAAUAGAACGGUCAGCAGCAGCAACAGCAGUAGCGUGAUUCAGUAAGCGGAAGAGCAACGAGGUGGGGAGAGGGAGGUAAUCGUGAAGGAGGAGGUGGUGGUGGUGGUGGUGAAGGAAGAGGAGGAGGAGAUCGACGUUUAUUGAGUUCAGGGUGCACAUGCUGAAAAGACGGGAAAUAACGAACGUUCUAAUUUAUAGUCGUCUUCGUCCUUACUAUAAUAUACGUCAUCAAAAUGAAGGCUUUUAUUGUAUCAGCUAUAGUAAUAGUAACAGGAAUAUUCGUAUUUAUUUUGGGCUAUUAUUUGGCUGUUCACAAUGUUGCCCUAUUUACUCGUAUCCUUCACGAGCAAAUGGUUCUAUCGGAAAAUUCAAAAAGUUACGAGUUUUGGAAGGAUACGAGUAAUCUUCCACCUAUGCAUUUAGAUUUAUACUUUUUUAAUUGGACGAAUCCAGAAGAUCUGACUCUUCCUGGUGUUAAACCAAAUUUUGUACAAGUCGGUCCUUAUAGUUUUUUAGAGAUCAAGAAAAAAGUAAAUAUUACCUUUCAUCCAGAAAAUAACACCGUGAGUUACUUUCAACAACGAUUCUGGUAUUUUGAUCAAGAACGUAGUAAUGGAACAUUGCAAGAUUAUAUCAUACAACUUGAUGCCGUAGCAGUAUCAGCCACGCACAAAAUACGUAAUUGGUCAUAUUUCAUGCAAAACACCCUUUCCUAUUUACUUACCUCGAAAUCUGAUUUAAGUAUAAGAAAGACCGUUGACGAAUUGUUGUUCACCGGUUAUGAGGAUACAUUAAUUAACAUGGGAAAGAUUGCAGCUUCACAGGAUAUGCCACCCUUUGAUCGUUUCGGUUGGUUUUAUUCGAGAAAUGGUUCUAUUACCUUCGAUGGUAACUUCAAUAUGGAUACCGGUGCUGGGGACAUCAGUCAAUUAGGUGUAUUGAAAAAAUGGAAUUACAAGGAUACCACCAAUUUCUUUAAAAGUCCUUGCAAUGUAGUCGAAGGAAGUGCAGGUGAAUUUUGGCCACCCCAUCAAAUGGAAGCUGAUAUUAUUUUGUACAGUUCUGACGUAUGCAGAACAUUGACGUACGAAUUUGAGAAACAGAUUGAUUAUAUGGGUAUCAAAGGUAAUAAAUAUACACUUGAUAAAAAAUCAUUAGCAAACAAUACAAAAAAACGUUUUCCACAUGACCAAGCUAAAUAUUUUGAGAUUACAACUACGACUGAGGAUUUCUUCGAGUCCGAUUAUUCGGAGGAAGUUACCCAGACGCCUAAAGACAACGAUGAUCCUGACGUUGUUAAUUUAGGGAAUUGUUAUUGCAAUGGUGAAUGCAAUCCUAGUGGAUUAAUAAAUGUUACUUUAUGUCGUUACGGAGCACCUGCCUUUUUAAGUCUUCCUCAUUUUUACAAAGCUGACCCUGUAUUUGGUAAUCAAGUCAUAGGGAUGAACCCUAACGAAGAAGAUCACAGUUUUUACAUCGUUUUAGAACCGACUACCGGAAUACCUUUAGAAGUAGCUGCUAGGUUACAAGUAAACAUGCUCAUUCAACCAUCUCAUACCAUUACACUUUUCAAAGAUAUUCCAAAGAUGUACUUCCCAAUAUUUUGGUUUUCCAUGAAGGUAAAAGCACCUGAACAAUUUAUAUCCGAAUUGAAAACUGUGUUCAUACUUAAAGACGUAAUGUUAUGGUCUGGUGUUUUCCUAAUUCCAACUGGAGUUACCAUGAUAUUUUCAACUAUUAUUUACCUGUACUUUAGAAGGAAUACAGAAGUUCACGAACAAUUAAAAUUGGAGAACGCGAAUGGUUCUUCAAAGAAAAAUGUGGAAUCCGUCUACUUGAACAAAAUAAAUCCCGAUGAUGACACUCACGUCAGAAGUAAUCAUCAAUUGUAUCCGAAACUUUAUUGAUGAGUUUAUUAUGUUGUUGUUUUUUGUUUAUCUUUUUUAUCAGAUCAUCCUACUUGUGACAGUUGUAGUCGAAUUUGAAGAUUGAUUAUCUUAAAUUCGUCCAGUGAGUCUUGACAGACAACUAUUCUCGAUCGAGCUUCGAUAAUUUUUUGACCAAAAGAGGAAAUACUUAUCCUUAUUUAAACAAAUUACCGUCGUCAAUCAAAUCGAUAAAUAUAUAGAUGAUAUAUGU